This is a messenger RNA of Sciurus carolinensis (gray squirrel), 654 nucleotides long. Its product is annotated as putative gustatory receptor clone PTE03. Gene Ontology annotation, molecular function: G protein-coupled receptor activity; olfactory receptor activity. Gene Ontology annotation, biological process: G protein-coupled receptor signaling pathway. The transcript has a single exon. The record is from RefSeq and is a predicted model, not a curated record. NCBI's taxonomy places the organism in Eukaryota, Metazoa, Chordata, Mammalia, Rodentia, Sciuridae. The coding region runs from base 1 to 654 and encodes 217 amino acids. Gene Ontology annotation, cellular component: membrane.
AUGUACUUCUUCCUCUGCACUCUGUCCUUCACUGACAUCAGUUGCUUUUCUACCACAGUCCCCAAGAUGCUGGUGAACAUCCAGAGACAGAGCAAGACCAUCAGUUACUCAGGCUGCCUCACCCAGGUCUGCUUUAUUCUGUGUUUUGCUGGAAUAGAAAACUUUCUCCUUGCAGCAAUGGCUUAUGACCGUUAUGUAGCCAUCUGCCAUUGGCACAGGUACUCAAUCAUUAUGAACCUCCACUUGUGUGUCCUGCUCAUCCUGUUGUCCUUGUCCAUCCACAUUGUAGAUGCCCUGCUGCACAGUCUGAUGGUACUGAGGCUGUCCUUCUGCACAGACCUGGAGAUCCCCCACUUCUUCUGUGAACUUGAUCAGGUCAUCAAGUUGUCCUGUUCUGCUACUCUCAUCAAUAACAUCCUAUUCUAUUUAGUGUCUGGCAUACUGAGUGGUGUUCCUCUUCUUGGGAUUAUUUACUCUUACAUUAAAAUUGUCUCUUCUGUUCUGAGAAUGUCCUCAGCAGGAGGUAGGCAUAAAGCCUAUUCCACCUGUGUGUCUCACAUCUCCGUGGUCUCCUUGUUCUAUGGACGGGUUUUGGUGUGUAUAUUAGUUCUGCAGUUACUGACUCUUCCACAAAUUCUGCAGCAGCCUCAGUGA